UGGUUUGUUUAGUUUUUCACUACCAUCAUCACCACUAUAUAUCUCCCAUCUCCAAUCCUCUUCAGAUCUGCUAUACUUGUUACACCUUCACUACCCAAACAAAAUUUAAUAACUUAACAGCAUCAGAUAGAUCACACAAAACAAAAACAUUGCUUUCAGUCUCUUUUUUGACUAACCCACUCAUCUUAAUUCCCUGUCCACUAUAUCUUCAGAUCUUCUUUUCUUUUCUUUUGUAUUACUUCUUAUUAAUCUACAUCUACAAAAAAAAAAUGAUACAAGAAUUGUUGGGCAGUACAGGACUGCUAAGUGAUGGUGGUGGAGGAGAAAGGAAAUAUCCAUAUUUUCAUUGUGGAAUUGAAGCUGGUUUACCUAAUACAACAUCUUCUUACUCCACACCAACUAGUAGUAUUCCCAGUACUCCUACUACAACUGCUGCUACAACAAUGACGACGACAACGGUUACAGCAACUGGUGCUACUGAUACUACUACAACUACUCCUACAAAUAAUACCAAUCCUAAUACUCCAUCAUCAGAUCAACCAAGUUUGAGAUGCCCAAGAUGUGAUUCACCAAACACAAAGUUUUGUUACUACAACAACUAUAAUCUUACUCAACCUCGCCAUUUCUGUAAGACUUGCCGACGUUACUGGACUAAAGGCGGUGCUCUCCGUAAUGUUCCAAUUGGCGGUGGAUGCCGAAAAAACAAGAGCUCUACUGCUUCUACUACCACAGCUAGUAGCGUUAUUCCUUCCAUUACAGCAGGUAAAACAUCUACAGCAUCUGGUUAUGUUGUUGGUGGAAAUAUAAUAAAAAAUUCUUCAGACAAUAACAGAAAUGGUUUUGAGUUUGAUCAUCAUAGCCAAACAAACCCAAUUUUAUGGUCUUCAUCAGCAUCACCACAAAAUUCAUCUCAGCAGUUGUUAGCUUUACUUAGAUCAGCUUCAUCUUACUCUCAGAAUACAAACCCUAACCCUAACAAUAAUUGUCAUGCUAGUGCUGUAAAAGAUGAAGCAGGAUUCAUGAUGGGAUCAUUUAUGGGUUGUACUUCUGAAUCUGCAUUAAACACUACUACCAGUGCAUUAAACACAAAAACCCUAAAUAUAGAUCCAUUACUAGGUCAUCAAGUGAAUCCUAUUGGUCUAUGCGGUAACAGUUCUUUCUGGAGGAACAAUCAACAGCAGAACAAUUAUUUGUUGCAGCAGGAUAAUAAUAAUAACAGCAAUGAAGUGCGUAAUGAUAACACAAGUGGGAUUCAAGAGCUUUAUCAGAGACUCAGGUCAUCAACAAAUUACUACAACAGUAGUAAUACGACGGAUCAUACAUCAGGUUUAUUCAUGAACAUCAAUAUUGGAUCAUCAGCACCAUCUCCUUCUAUAUUGGAAUCAGCUCCUGUUGCUUCUGUCGGUGGAGUUGGAGAUAUGGGUUACUCAUGGAUGAAUCCUCAAUUUUCUUGGUCUGAUCUUCCUACAGCUACCAAUGGUGCCUUUCCUUAGGACUCUCUCUCUCGUUUUAAUUUAGUGUUGUGCUGAUUUAAUUUUGGGGUUUUGGUAUAUGAGUAUGUUUGUAUCUUUGUUGGUUUUUCUUUCUUUUUAUUUUAGUGUGGUUUGUGUGUUCUAAGUUCAAACAUAGUUUGUUUAGGUUGUGAGAAUGUACCAAGCAAGAAAUUAACCUGAGAAAAGAAACAAAGCAAUUUCUAAGCAUAUUUUGUUUCAGAUGAACUUGUGUCACAUGUAAUCAUAUCAUACUUUGGUUUCAGUAAUGAGUCAAUUGUCUAAACUUGGUUAUAGAGCCA
Messenger RNA from Papaver somniferum (opium poppy), 1792 nucleotides. Its product is annotated as dof zinc finger protein DOF1.4-like. The transcript has a single exon. The record is from RefSeq and is a predicted model, not a curated record. Gene Ontology annotation, molecular function: DNA-binding transcription factor activity; DNA binding. The coding region runs from base 270 to 1493 and encodes 407 amino acids. Lineage: Eukaryota; Viridiplantae; Streptophyta; Magnoliopsida; Ranunculales; Papaveraceae. Gene Ontology annotation, biological process: regulation of DNA-templated transcription.